AUGGCGAAUCCUUCGAUCGCAGAAGCACGAGAAAAACUUCAACCAGCCGUGACAUUCCUCCCGGAGGUCUAUGUGAAGGCCAACGACCUUCAGCGAAAAACGAACAUCAGGACGCUCGAACGUUUGGGAAUCAACUUCAAAAGUAGACCCAGCGCGGACCAGCAGUUUAUAGACAUAGGAUGUGGUACCGGCGACUUCACUCGCCAAGAACUCCUGCAACGCUGCCAGCCCUGUAGGAGGAUCGUGGCAACGGACAUCGGCGAAAGCAUGGUGCGCUACGCGAAAGAGAACUUUGCCCAUCCGCAGAUCGAGUACCAGGUCCAUGAUAUCUCGAUUGACGUGUCCGGACUGGUCAAAAAGUACGGCCAGUUCAACCGCGUCUAUUCUUUCUACACUUUACAUUUUGCGAAGGACUACGUGACCGCUUUCAGAAACAUAUCCGACUUGAUGACUUCCGGAGGAGAGUGCCUGCUUCUGUUUGUGGCUCGUUGGACGGGCUACGAGGUGUGGAGGACAAUCGCCCAGAUGGACCGAUGGAAAGCGUAUGAAGAGAUCUCCGAGAAGUUUAUUCCUGACAGUCAUGACCUUGAGGACAACACUAGUCUCAUCUCUUACAUGCUGGACAUUCUCGAGACUGUGAACUUGAAGCCUCAUGCAUGUAAAAUUCUAACCAAUUCUUCUCUUGUUGAAGACCUGGAGGAUACCAUUCGAAUGAAUAUCGCUGUCCAUCCGUUUUUGCCACUACUUCCGGUCGAGUCAAGAGCAAGAUACAAAGAUGAUGUUGAGAAUGUCAUUCGCUCACACUGGAAGCAAAGCAACGACGGAGAUCCACAUUAUGACGCCGAUAUGUUUGUUGUCCACGCUGAAAAAUCUUGA
Messenger RNA from Ixodes scapularis (black-legged tick), 876 nucleotides. Its product is annotated as juvenile hormone acid O-methyltransferase-like. The transcript is spliced from 3 exons. The record is from RefSeq and is a predicted model, not a curated record. Bases 1 to 876 code for a protein of 291 amino acids. NCBI's taxonomy places the organism in Eukaryota, Metazoa, Arthropoda, Arachnida, Ixodida, Ixodidae.